Molecule: messenger RNA, 951 nt
Organism: Tetrahymena thermophila SB210
Lineage: Eukaryota; Ciliophora; Oligohymenophorea; Hymenostomatida; Tetrahymenidae
Product: phytanoyl-CoA dioxygenase PhyH
Exons: 2
Source: RefSeq, a predicted model, not a curated record
AUGAUACUAAAAAAAUUUUUAAAUUGCAAUAAAUAUAUUUGCAAUUUGUAGCUCUAAAGAUUUUCGUUUAAGCCUUUAAAUUAAAUUUUUACUGAAGAACACCUAAAUUAGUUUUAAGAAAAUGGAGCAACAAUUGUUCAUAAUGUAGUUACAGAAGAAAUGAUUGAGGAGCUCAUUAAUUAAUGCAAAAAAAUAAUGAAAAGCAAUAAUUUUAAAGAGAAAAGGGUUUGCUUUAGUAAGGGUGAGUUAGAAGUUGCAUAGAGCUUCAUAGAUUCAGGAGAUUAAAUUGGAUUUUUCUUUGAGCCUAAUGUCUUUGAUGAGCAUAAUAAUCUAAAAGUACCUGAAGACUAAGUACUAAAUAAAAUGGGUCAUGCAUUACACGAUUUAGAUCCAGUAUUCGAAAAGUUUAGCUACAGACCGCUUCUGUAAUAUAUACUAAAAUAGCUUGGAUAUUAGAAGCCUUAAUGCAUUCAGAGCAUGUAUAUUUUCAAAAACUAAAAAGUUGGAACGCCUGUAGCUCCUCAUUCUGAUAAUACAUUUUUGAUUACUGUUCCUUAAUCUUCAGCAGUAGGAUUUUGGUUUGCUUUGCAUGAUGCAACCAUUGAAAAUGGAUGUAUGUGGGGUAUUCCAGGUAGUCACAAAAAUCCAACUACUCAUUUUUGUUACAGAAGUGAUAUAGGAAAUGAACUCAUAUAUGUUGGUUAAGAAAAAAAAUAUGAUUUAACAAAAGCUGUACCAAUAGAAGUUAAAAGAGGAUCUGUAUUUAUAUUCCAUGGUGACUAUAUUCACCUAUCGAAACAUAAUUAGUCUAACCUUCCUCGUCAUGCGUACGCCCUCCAUUUUAUUGAUUCUUAAGGGCAUAAAUGGCAUGAAAAAAAUUGGCUAUAACGUCGUCCCCAUUUACCUUUCAGAGAUUAUAACUAGGUUAUAUCCAAUCUUUAUCCUGUCUGA